This is a messenger RNA of Clonostachys rhizophaga, 438 nucleotides long. Lineage: Eukaryota; Fungi; Ascomycota; Sordariomycetes; Hypocreales; Bionectriaceae. The record is from the annotation of a GenBank genome assembly.
AUGAAAAAUCAACUUCAACAUGAGGAGGCAAUACAAAGCUUUGAAGCGGAAGUUGAAAAUGCCUCGAAGGAAGCAUCGAAAAUAGCUCGAGCUACGCUAUCAUCCAAGCCCAAAGUAAUACGAGAUACGAACGAAGGACGGGAGGAAUCAAAUCAAACCAUCUACGGGGCUACCGCUUCACAGCGUCCCAACGAACAGCGAGACUCAGAGAACUCAAUCUCGCGAAAGAAGGCAAGAGAAGAUUUAGUAGUUUCAGGCCCAGAGGGUCUAAGCAUGAUGGCCAUGAGCGAGCACUCAUCAUUGGCAUACCCGCAUGAAACAAUUAAGUACAUCGAGCUGCAACGUGGUUCAAGCGGGGGGUUCGGCUUCGCAUCACUCAUACGAGGCAUGCAAGACUCUACUAUCACUAGCACGGUUUAUCAGGAUAGAUAUUUCUAG